UUCUUUUCGGUGGGAAAAUUGUGAGGGAGAGAGAGAGAGAGAGAGAGAGACGGGGUGGUCUGGAAGGGAAGGGUUGAGAGGGAUUGUGAGCUCUCUCUAAUGGCACCUCUCUGAUUCCUCUCUUCUUCUCCAUCUCCAUCUGCCCCCAACUCCCAGCUUAUCUUCUUCUGGUUUAUCACCAUAUCAUGUAGACCUGUAACUGCAACAGCUAGAAGAAGCAGAGCUCUCAAGAACAUAAAGUCUUGGAAUGGGGACUUUGGCAUCUGACGUGGAUGACCUAACCUCAGACAUUCACCUCUCAUUGGGCCUUAUGGAUUUGGGCAAAAAAGUUAUUGGAUCUCCUCAGGUCAUAACCCUCCUCUCUUCAUUCCUUGAAAUAUCUGUGCAAAAGAAUGAGAGGCUACUGGAGACAGCACAAAUUAAGAACACUUUUACUGUAUUCCACGGUAUGAGAGCGCCAACUUUGAGCAUUCGCCAUUACAUCGAUCGGGUAUUCAAGUACUUUGGUUGCAGCCCAUCGUGUUUCGUCAUUGCACAAGUUUACGUGGAUAGAUUCCUUAAAGGAACUGAUGGUCACUUGACUUCUCUGAAUGUCCAUCGGCUUUUGAUAACAAGUAUUAUGGUAGCAGCAAAAUUUAUUGAUGACGCAUUCUUUAAUAACGCAUACUAUGCGAAGGUAGGAGGAGUAAGCACAUUUGAGCUCAACCGGCUGGAGAUGAAGUUCCUAUUCGGAAUCAAUUUCAGGCUUUAUGUCAGCGUAGACACAUUUAGAUCAUACUGUCUGCAGCUGGAGAAAGGAGCUUCUUCUGAAGGGCUCCCUAUUGAGAGGCCGAUUAGGGCCUGUAGGGUAAAACAGAAUUGGUCUGCUACUGCCAGUGAUGAAUCCACUUGUGCCUCCACAGUUGCCAGAUGAAGAUUAGGAUAAAGAAGAUAUUUUGUUGGUCGUCCGUAAUGAAAUAAAACUUGCCUCCACGGUGUGCACCCCUCGAUGUACGGAUACCGAACCAUCAUUAAUCGGUUGCAUUGACCCACCCAUCUGGCAAGUUAGAUUUUCUCGUCAUUCCCAUGAUGCCGAGUGUCUGAAUGGCAAAAUUGUACUUUCACAUUUCCUUGGACAGGGUAGAUUAGAAGUCCUUGAUAUAUAGGUUUUUGAUUUUUGGUUGAUGCUGCAAUUUUAAGACCACGCAAUUGGGUUUUUUGUCAUUUUGGUUCAAGGGAUUAUGAAGGAUAAGCUAUCCAGGUUUUUUGACCUUGAUUUGUAUCUAUGUAUGUAUGUAGAUCAUGUAUGCUUGGACACAAUGGAGGAAAGAUUUAUAUUUAUCUUCUGGAACUUCCGAACUCGGCGAACGAAUGAAUGUAUGUGAUGUAUUAUGUGCAA
Molecule: messenger RNA, 1378 nt
Organism: Punica granatum (pomegranate)
Lineage: Eukaryota; Viridiplantae; Streptophyta; Magnoliopsida; Myrtales; Lythraceae
Source: RefSeq, a predicted model, not a curated record